Messenger RNA from Solanum verrucosum, 1647 nucleotides. RefSeq lists its product as uncharacterized. NCBI's taxonomy places the organism in Eukaryota, Viridiplantae, Streptophyta, Magnoliopsida, Solanales, Solanaceae. The transcript is spliced from 3 exons. The record is from RefSeq and is a predicted model, not a curated record. The coding region runs from base 1 to 1647 and encodes 548 amino acids.
AUGGUGAAUACAGUCGUGUCAUCGGAGGAGCAAAAUACUCCAAAUCGAGAGCAAAUUCACAAGUUUACUGACAUUCAUCCCAGAAAUCCUCUAUACCUUCAUCCGUCUGAUACUCCAGAUAGCAUUUUAGUCUCUCAACAGCUUACUGGUAUUGAAAACUAUACUGGUUGGAGUAAUUCUAUGAAAGUAGCACUUUUAGCAAAAACUAAAAUUGGAUUCAUUGAUGGAAAGUGUUGCAAGGCUGAUUACAAAGGAGAUCUAGAACAUGAGUGGGAGAGGUGUAAUGCUUUUGUAUUAUCGUGGAUUACCAAUUCAGUUUCGAAAGAACUGGUAAAUGGAUUGAUGUUUUCAUCCAACGCACAUAGUGUCUGGAAGGAUCUAAAGGAAAAAUUUGAUAAAAGUAAUUUGACUAGAAUAUAUCAACUGCAUCGUGAAAUCAGCACCAUGAGUCAAGGUACCUUUACUGUUUCUGAAUAUUAUUCUAGAUUAAGAAACCUUUGGGACGAAUAUGUGUCACUAGUUCUUUUACCAGCAUGUGAAUGUGACAAAUAUAGAGUUUAUGCAGAACAUAUGGAUAGACAAAAACUUAUGCAGUUUUUAAUGGGACUUAGUGAUAGCUUCGCUCAGCCGAGAAGCCAGAUUCUUAUGACUAUUCCUAGUCCAAGCUUGAAUCAAGCUUACAAUAUGAUAAUGCAAGAUGAGAGCCAAAAAAUGCAGUCUAGCAUGAUAUCUAACUAUGUGUUGCCUUUGAAAAAAUUGGAUGUUCAUGAUCCUACUGUUUUAGCUUCAGUACAAAGCAACAAAUUCCAACCAGACACAGGAGGAUUAUACUGUGAUCACUGUCAUCUAAGAAACUAUACAAGAGCUAAUUGUUAUAGGUUGAUUGGCUAUCCACAAAAUUACAAGUUCCAAAGGAAGAAAGGUGUUGAUGAUAGGGGCUACAGGGGACAGAACUAUGCUAAUAAUAGGGUACAAAAUUCUGAGGGUAAUAGAAGAGCUCAGGUCAAUAAGGUGAAUUGUGUUGAAGGCCUUGACAUGGGAAGAAACCCUGCUGCUAACAUUCCACAUUUUCAGCUUGCACCAUGUUUUACUGUUGAUCAAUACAAUCAUUUGAUGAAAUUAAUUGAUAAAGAAUCUUCAUCACAAGAGCCUGUUGCCAACAUGGCAGGUGAUGAUGCAACUCCUUGGAUUAUGGACACUGGAGUCACUCAUCAUAUGGACCUCUGCAAUGGCAAGGUGAGGGGGAUUGGUAAGGAAGCAGAAGGUCUCUACAUACUUCCAUCCACCAAGAAACCAUCACCUGCCACUAUUCUCCAACAUUCUUCUGCAUUACAUGCAUCAUCUUCUUUACCAGAUGUAGCUUCCAUCUGGCAUCAGAGACUUGGUCAUGCUCCUAAUAUUGUACUGCAGAAGAUUGCAUCUCUGAAGCCUCAUAUGCAAAGUUCAGUUUUUCCUUCUUGUCCUAUAUGUCCUCUUGCGAGACAAACUAGACUCUUUUUUCCCUCUAGUAAUAAGAAAACUGUAUCCCAUUUUGAACUACUUCACAUGGAUGUUUGGGGACUUUUUAAGCAAUGCACUUAUAAUGGUCAUAGAUUUUUCCUUACUAUUGUUAAUGACUUGGAUUUUCCUGUUACGAUUCAAAAGUGA